GAGGCUUGUGCAUGCAUGUCCGCAGGCGAGUGGGUGUGUCAAUUUUUAACGAUCGGAGGUAGUAGUUUUCUUGUAGGUGAACUUAUUGGAUUGAUUAUCGCUCAGUUGGGGGAAUACUGGAAUAGUAUUUUGACCCCCUCUUUCGGCAUCAUCACAAUGUCGGGAUCACUGAAUUCAAAUAUUAGUGGGGAUUCAACUGGAAGGCCAUUCACAUCAACCUUUUCUGGUCAGUCUGGAUCGUUUCCUGGUUUCCAUCACUCUGGCUUGCAUAAUAUCCAUGGAAAUCUCAAUCUUGCAUCACUAGCACCAAGGAAUACUUCAUUGUCCGGUAUUCCAUCCCCAGGUGUUCAACAACCUGGGGGUAGUAUUUCUGGUAACCGGUUUCCCUCAAAUAAUCUUCCAGCGUCCAUGUCUCAGAUUCCUCAUGGUCAUUCUGGUAUCAGCAACAGAGGAGGUAUGAAUGUUGGGGGGAACCCUGUAUUUAGUAGUAGCAUGAAUGCUAUUGGUGGUUCAGGACAAGGUUUAUCCUCAAGCCUGAAUGUUGGUAACCGAAAUUCUGCUCCUGGGUUGGCAGCUUCUUCAGUUUUGGGGAAUUUAGGCCCACGGAUAACAAAUUCUGUGGGCAAUAUAGUGGGUGGCAGCAGUAUUGGCAGAAGCAUAAGCUCCGCAGGACUGUCUAUGCCUGGUAUUGCAUCCCGUAUCAAUUCGAGUGGCAACUCUGGAAGUGGGGCUCUUAAUAUCCCAGGAUCCAACCGAAUGAGUAGUAUGCAUCAAGCAUCACCACAGUUCAUGAACAUUCUUGGGAGCUCUUAUCCUACACCUGGAGGGACGCUUUCUCAGAACCAAGUGCAGGCAGGAAACACCUCUUUUGGUUCUUCAGGAAUGCUACAUGAUGGAAACCCUGGUGACAAUUCUCCUUUUGAUAUAAAUGAUUUCCCCCAAUUAACGGGGCGUCCAAAUUCUGCUGGAGGUGGUCAAGGGCAAUAUGGGUCACUGCGAAAGCAAGGAGUAAGUGUAAAUGCCAUUGUGCAACAAAACCAGGAGUUCAGCAUUCAGAAUGAAGACUUUCCAGCUUUACCAGGAUAUAAAGGUAGUUCGUCAGAUUAUGGUAUGGAUUUGCAUCACAAGGACCACCUUCAUGAGAAUGCAAAUAUUAUGCAAGGACAACAUUAUCCUAUGGGUAGAUCAUCUGGCUUUAAUUUGGGAGGUAGUUAUCCACCCCGACAGCAACAUCAGCAGAGCACUACUCCGGUUCAAAACAGCCUUGAUAAUAUCGGGAUAAGGCCGAUAAAUUCUCCAAAUCCGUCUUCUAAUUCUGGGUCUUAUGAGCAACUUAUCCAGCAAUACCAUCAACCGCAGACUCAGAAUUCACUUAGGUCGCAGACGUCUUCAGGCCCACAGUCAUACAAGGAUCAGAGUCUAAAGUCUGUUCAGGGAACACAGACUGCGCCAGACCCAUACAGUUUACUUGCAUUGUUGAAUUUAAUAAGAUCGAAAGAGCCUGGGCCCACAUCUCUCGCCUUAGGGCUUGAUUUGACAACACUAGGGUUGAAUUUGAACUCUCAAGAUAGUCUUUACAAGACGUUUGGCUCUCCAUGGUCAAAUGAGCCAGCUAAAGGAGAACCUGAUUUUCAGAUCCCUGCUUGUUACUCUGCUGAACAGCCUCCAGCACUACAACCAUUCAAUUUUCCGAAGUUUCAGAUCAUGACACUAUUCUACAUCUUCUACAGUAUGCCGAAGGAUGCUGCUCAGUUAUAUGCUGCGAAUGAACUAUAUAACAAAGGGUGGUUCUACCACAAAGAGUACCGUGUGUGGCUCACAAGAAAUCCAAGUGUGGCACCUGCUGCGAAAAAUCCACAUGGCGAACGAGGGUCCUACCUUUUUUUUGAUCCAAAUAUUUGGGAGACAGUUCAGAAGGACAACUUUGUUCUCCAAUAUGACUCUGUAGAGAAGAGACCUGCCCUCCCUUCGGCCAGCCAAAAUGUUAGAUUAUAAGCUAUUGGACUUCUGCAUUUAGAGGAUGUUGAUUUUCUCCAGUCAGAUCAGUACCUGUUAUUAUCAUCAUAGAUUUUAGGGGGCGUACAUUUGUGCAAAAUGAUUCUGACGUGUGAGCUGUUCCGAAGAUGGAGCUUCUGUGUUGGCUGGCGGCCCUGAUGGUAGCUUUAGACAUGUAGCUGAGGAAACUGCGCCUCAUAAUUCGUUGGCUGUAACCAGUAGAGUCGAUUCAGUAUUUCCUUGCUGUAAAUGACUUGGAUAUUUAGCGUCUGGGAACUUCAGACUUGUACUAUCCUGUGCUCUUUAAAUUGAAGUUAGCUUCCAGUA
Molecule: messenger RNA, 2322 nt
Organism: Lolium rigidum
Lineage: Eukaryota; Viridiplantae; Streptophyta; Magnoliopsida; Poales; Poaceae
Product: probable NOT transcription complex subunit VIP2
Exons: 16
Coding region: 16-1995 (659 amino acids)
Biological process (GO): nuclear-transcribed mRNA poly(A) tail shortening; regulation of DNA-templated transcription
Cellular component (GO): P-body; CCR4-NOT core complex
Source: RefSeq, a predicted model, not a curated record